Penicillium vulpinum is the source of this 1923-nucleotide messenger RNA. RefSeq lists its product as uncharacterized. Bases 1 to 1923 code for a protein of 640 amino acids. The record is from RefSeq and is a predicted model, not a curated record. Gene Ontology annotation, molecular function: protein-arginine omega-N symmetric methyltransferase activity. The transcript has 6 exons. Gene Ontology annotation, biological process: mitochondrial respiratory chain complex I assembly. Gene Ontology annotation, cellular component: mitochondrion. NCBI's taxonomy places the organism in Eukaryota, Fungi, Ascomycota, Eurotiomycetes, Eurotiales, Aspergillaceae.
AUGGUUCCAAACCCAUACGCGCCCCUUUGCACGAAAAGGUAUCUUGUCUUCAUGCAUGAGUUCACAGUCUGGGCCGACGGCUGGAUCACGGAUGGUGGAUCCACUUUUCACGACGCUGUCCAGAGUUGUGGUCUUAUCACUCGAUGGUCUGCCAACCCGACUACUAUCUACACGACAAGCGACUACGUCGUAACCUUUCAACUGCCCUUGCAGGCAGGCUCUUGUGUUUCGAGCGCUAUGUAUCUCUCAGGAGGACCUUGGGUUCCUUUGUUUGGGGCCUGGAAAUUGUGCUUACCUGCCGCAAGCAGCUCACUUAUUGAACAACUACCAUCACUCAGCCCUGAGCCAAAAAUGAACCAAACCACGAGGCGCGUAGCGUUACAUAUCCUCCGCAGACCUCGCAACUCAGUACUUCCAAGAUGUCCAGGAAGAUGGAACUCCACGUUUGAACAGAGAGAAUGGUCCACGCCACUAGCGAAGACAUUGGCCAAUGUUAUGAAGGUAGCUAUGCAGUCUGCUUUACCUCUCACUGCAGUCACUGGUCCCGUACCAAUCGCGGCGUUCAUGCGCCAGGUUUUGACUUCCCCAGAUGGUGGAUAUUAUACGACUCGAGGGGAGAACGGAGGUGUCUUUGGCAAAAAUGGUGAUUUUGUCACGUCGCCUGAGAUCUCGCAGGUCUUUGGAGAGUUGAUUGGUAUAUGGACUAUCGCGGAGUGGAUGGCGCAGGGGCGGACGAGGAGUGGUGUUCAACUGAUAGAGGUUGGCCCGGGAAAAGGAACUUUGAUGGAUGAUAUGCUGCGGACUUUCCGAAACUUCAAGAGCUUUUCUUCAAGUGUUGAGGCUAUUUAUCUUGUCGAAGCUAGCGGAACUCUCAGAGAAGUGCAGAAGCGGCUGCUGUGCGGCGAGGAGGCUGUGAUGGAGGAGACAGACAUUGGACACCGGAGUGUGUGCAAGUACUUUGAUGUACCUGUCGUCUGGGUGGAGGAUAUUCGUCUUCUGCCGCAUGACGUCGAUGAUGCAGAGGAAGGCAAGACACCCUUCAUCUUCGCACAUGAAUUCUUCGACGCGCUUCCAAUCCAUGCAUUUGAAUCUGUUCCGCCAUCUCCAGAGAAUCAGCAGGCCAAUGAGCCACGAAAAAUCAUGACUCCCACAGGUCCAGUAGAACUACAUAAUCCGCCCAAGCACGCGAACACCCCGCAAUGGCGUGAGUUAAUGGUGACAUUAAAUCCAAAAGCCGUCGAAGAGAACAUAGAAGGAGAGCCUGAGUUCCAAUUGACCAAAGCCAAAGCUUCCACGCCGUCAUCGCUAGUGAUCCCGGAGAUCUCUCAGCGUUAUCGGGCACUCAAAUCGCAGCCAGGUUCGACCAUCGAGAUCAGCCCUGAAAGCAGAAUUUAUGCCGCAGACUUUGCGCGCCGUAUUGGUGGUGCCUCUGCUUCUGCACUUGCUGCUAAAAAGUCCUCAGCUUCUAGCCCACUGCCGUCAUCGCAGAAGAAGACUCCAUCUGGCGCAGCCCUGAUCAUGGACUACGGAACAUUGUCAACCAUCCCCAUCAACUCACUGCGCGGAAUCAAAAACCACGAGAAAGUGGCACCACUCUCAGAACCGGGGCGAGUGGAUGUCAGUGCAGAUGUGGAUUUCACUUCGCUGGCCGAAGCCGCCAUCGAAGGCAGCGAUGGCGUCGAGGUCCACGGUCCUGUUGAACAGGGUGAUUUCCUUGGGGCCAUGGGUAUUGAGGAGCGCAUGCAGCAGCUGCUCCGUAAGGUGCAAGAUGAAGAGCAUAGAAAGACACUGGAGACCGGCUGGAAGCGAUUGGUUGAGAAGAGCGGCGGGUCAAUGGGACAGAUCUACAAGGUCAUGGCCAUUGUACCUGAAAAUGGAGGACAGAGACGGCCUGUUGGGUUUGGAGGCGGCAUUCAAAUGUAG